UGACCUCUCGCGACCAUCCAGUCUUUGGCCGAUUAUCCGAUGACGCGCAUCGAACUCUCAUCGGUUACACUUUGCGGAAACACAUUUCUCGUGGAGUGUCCUUUUUCUACAAUAUACGUAUGAUCUCGCUGUGCUGCGGCGAGCACAAGUUCUAAUGAGGGACACCAGAGUUAUGGCUCGCAAGAGCACGAUCAGUCGCAUGGUGAAAUGCUUGCUAGUUUUGUAUGGUAUUUGGCCGGACGCAUCGUGCAUCACAUGCUGCAAAGUGUUCUGGAGCAUUUCGUUAGCGGUUGUUCUAAUUUCUCUCUACCGAUAUUUAUGUGCACAUUUUUAUUCCAGUGAUAUAUUCGACUUGAUGGACUGCCUUAGCACCUUUGUAGGAUAUUUAAAAUUGUUUAUCAAGGUCGUUAUCUUCUGGUGGAAUCAACAGAUAUUCAAUCAAAUUUUAAGAACAAUGGAGGAAGACUGGAAGGAUUGUGCGAACAAUGAUAUCGAAAUGCGCAAAGUAAUCAGCAAAGCAAAGAUAUCGCGUUACGUUAGCAACGCGAUCAUCACUCUGCAUACAGUAGCAGUGCUCUUUUACGGCAUUAGUAUCAUCUUAACUAAUGUCGACAUUACUGAUCGCACGAUCGAGAUACCGCACAUAAUGCGAAUGGAAUUUCCAUUUAAUAUAAAGACACAGAGUACGUACAAAUUCGUAUUAAUAAUGGAACUGAUACAGCUUAUUAUGAGUAGCUGGGGAAUGGGAAUGAUAAAUGCUUUGCUUAUAACAUUGACCCUACACAUAGGCGGUCAAAUAGAUAUAUUACGUUGCUGGUUGACGGAACUGGAGUUUGUUGAGAUUGCUGAUAAACGCAGAAGCAACAUGAUAAAAAGGAUUAUUCAGAAACAUCAGAAAAUUAUCUAUUUCACAGAAAAUAUAGAGACUCUUUACACAUUUAUCGCAUUGCUGCAGUUCGUGUCAAACGUGAUGAUGAUUUGCAUAUUAGGAUUUUUAAUUAUAACAGCGCUCGAUAAUCCCAAUGCAACGGAAAAGAUAAUGAGAUCACUUUCGUAUUACAGCGUGACAAAUCUAGAAGCGUUUAUAUUCUGCUACGCUGGAGAGUAUUUGAUCAACAAGAGCAAAGCGAUCGGAUACGCAGCGUACGAUUCCGCCUGGUAUGACAUGGAGCCAAAGCACAGACGUAUUCUGUUGCUUAUUAUUUUGAGAUCGCAGAAGCAAUUAACACUGACGAUUGGAAAGCUGAUGGAUCUCUCGUUGCAGCGCUUCACAAGUAUUAUGAAUUCCGCGGGUUCGUACAUCUCAGUAUUAAUGGCGAUGCAAUAAAAAGCAACGCAACGAAAGUAUUUCUCCCAUCGUUUUCCUAUCAAUAGUCUGGAAGUACGUAUCCGGAAUAAACACGUCAUAAUGUGUAAAAAACACUAAUUUGUAAACGACACGUAUAAUGUAACAUCUCCUCCAAAAUAGUAUAAAGAAAUUAAAUUAGUCGUAAAAUAAUUU
Molecule: messenger RNA, 1501 nt
Organism: Harpegnathos saltator (Jerdon's jumping ant)
Lineage: Eukaryota; Metazoa; Arthropoda; Insecta; Hymenoptera; Formicidae
Product: odorant receptor 4
Exons: 6
Coding region: 155-1327 (390 amino acids)
Biological process (GO): sensory perception of smell; detection of chemical stimulus involved in sensory perception of smell
Cellular component (GO): plasma membrane
Molecular function (GO): odorant binding; olfactory receptor activity
Source: RefSeq, a predicted model, not a curated record